AUGUCCUUUUAUACUCUAUCACAUAUCCUCAUGCUCUUUAUCUCUUGGUUUUGGGUCUAUGAGUUUGGUUCAGCUCGACGAAAUAUUACAACCACUCAAUCUCUUAGAGACCUGGAAACUCUAGAGUCUAGUAAUGCCAUUUUCAAGUUUGGGUUUUUCAGCCCCAUUAACUCAACAUAUCGCUAUGUUGGAAUCUGGUAUACUAAGGAGGUUGCUAAUCAAUUAAAAGUGGUAUGGAUAGCGAACAGAAAUAACCCUCUUAGUGAUUCUUCAGGGGUGCUUAAAAUUUCCGGAGAUGGAAAUCUUCAACUAUUGGAUGAAAAAAACAAGAGUAUUUGGUCAUCAAACAUACCAGGUAAUUAUAAGGUUAAUUCUUCUGUUGCUCAACUUCUGGAUUCUGGAAACUUAGUUUUAUCUUCUAGUGGGAAUAUCAUCUGGCAGAGUUUUGACCAUCCUACAGACUCAAUGUUGCAAAAUAUGAAUAUGUAUUUUGAUGAGAAUUCAACCAUAUCACCGCUUGUUACAUCUUGGAAGAGCGCUUCUGAUCCAUCAGAUGGACGGUUUACAGUUGGUAUUAAUCACCGUAGGCUUUAUGAAGUUUUCAUCUGGGAUGGUGUUCGUCCUUAUUGGCGAUCAGGACCUUGGAAUGGUCAAGUGUUGAUGGGGAUACGAGCUAUGUACUAUUUUGCACAGGUUGAUGGAUUUAAUCUUGAAAAUGACAAUAAAGGCACAGUUAGCAUAUCAGUUUCUUCCAUAACCAAAAGACUGACAAAAUACUAUGUGCUGACUUAUGACGGUAGGUUGUUAGAAAAAGAUUGGCAAGACGAUAAAAAGGAUUGGAAAAUUGAAUGGAAUUCCCUAGAAUCUGAAUGUGAUAUAUAUGGAAAGUGUGGAGAAUUUGGGAGUUGUAACUCGAAUAGUUUGCCAAUCUGUAGUUGCUUGAGGGGCUUUCAACCAAGGAAUGACCAAGAAUGGAGUGCAGGAAAUUGGAGUAGUGGGUGUGUUCGGAGAACACCUCUGCAAUGUGCAAAUAUAGGAGGGGAAGAUGAUGGAUUUUCAAGGUUAAGGAACGUUAAAGUGCCAGAUGAUGCCGAAUGGUUGGAAUCAUAUGAUGAAGAGGAUUGCAGGAGAAAGUGCCUCAGAAAUUGCUCUUGUUUAGCUUAUGCUUAUACUUUAGGUUUUGGGUGUAUGAUCUGGAAUGGAAGUUUGAUUGACGUACAGAAUUUCGCUCCUGUUGGUCCUGAUAUUUUCAUUCGGCUUGCUCAUUCAGAAAUAGGUGAUCUUCUUAAUGUCUUUAAGUUAUCCCCUUUCGUUUAA
Molecule: messenger RNA, 1317 nt
Organism: Chenopodium quinoa (quinoa)
Lineage: Eukaryota; Viridiplantae; Streptophyta; Magnoliopsida; Caryophyllales; Amaranthaceae
Product: G-type lectin S-receptor-like serine/threonine-protein kinase At1g11330
Exons: 1
Coding region: 1-1317 (438 amino acids)
Biological process (GO): recognition of pollen
Source: RefSeq, a predicted model, not a curated record